AUGAAGAUCUGCAUUUAGCAGAGCGUCAGCAGCAGUCAUGUCGAAGUUUAUUCUGGGUUUAGACGUGGGCACCACGUCAGUAAAAGCUGUUUUGAUAUCGGCUGACUCCAGAAACGUGGCUGCGAGUCACGCUUUACCAACUGUUGCCGAUAUAAGCGGCGGUAGCAGGACAGAGGAGAGAGAGCAGGACCCUGGUCGGAUAAUAGAUGCUCUGAACCGGUGCAUGGGUCAGCUGCCUGCAGACAAACUGCAGCGUGUCUGCAGCAUCGGGGUGUCCGGACAGAUGCACGGAGUUUUAUUCUGGACAUCAAAGACCGGCUGUGACUGGUCCAGCGGGGACUUCUUCACCACCAGAGACACCAGUCAGCUGAUCACGUGGCAGGAUGGACGGUGCAGCAGUGACUUCCUGUCCUCUCUCCCAAAACCAGACUCCCAUCUCAGUGUGGCCACCGGGUUCGGGUGUGCAACGAUCUUCUGGUACAUGAAACACAGACCGGAGUUUCUGGAGGACUUCGCCAUCGCAGGAACCAUCCAGGACUACGUGGUGUCGAUGCUGUGUGGUCUGGACGGCUGUGUGAUGACGCCGCAGAACGCAGCCAGCUGGGGUUUCUUCAACACCUCAACCAAUCAGUGGAAUGAAAACAUUCUGAAGGCUGCCGGCUUCCCUUUGCACCUGCUUCCUCAGUGUGUGCCAUCUGCUGGCUUGGCGGGGGAGACGCGCUCCACCUGGCACGGCGUUCCUGCCGGCACGCCAGUAGGGGCCGCCCUGGGAGACUUCCAGUGCUCCGUCUACUCCUGCAUGAGCGCCACAACAGAUGCAGUUCUCAACAUAAGCACUUCGGCCCAGCUGACCUUCGCCAUGCCAGCUGGUUUCAAACCUCCAGAUUGUCCUGAACACACUUCAUCCAUCUCCUACUUCCCAUACUUCCAGUCCUCCUACUUGGCAGUAGCAGCAUCGCUCAACGGCGGGAAUGUGCUGGCCACUUUUGUGGACAUGUUGACGUCCUGGAUGAGAGAGCUUGGUACAGAAGUAAGCGACUCUUGCUUGUAUGAGAAGCUGAUUUGUUGCGCCCUGAACCAGGAAACCAGCAACCUGAGAGUGAGUCCCACCAUCCUGGGAGAGAGACACAACCCGCUCUGUCUGGGUCAGGUGACCGACAUCUCCGCCACCAAUCUCUCCCUGGGUCAUGUGACCAGGGCACUGUGUCGUGGAGUCCUGACCAACAUCAUCUCUAUGAUGCCUGCAGACACGUUGCAGCGGGCGGGGGCCACCAGGAUUGUGGGCAGUGGAAGCGCCCUCACUCGCAAUGAGGUGCUACGGCAGGAAGUGGAGAAAGCGUUUCCUCUUCCGGUGGUCUACGGACAGAACGCGGACUCUGCUGCUGGUGUGGCCAUGGUCCUCUGUGACCGACUUUGAAUGUGGGGUCCCACCUUGCCUCACUGUUUACAGGAAUAAUUGAGAUUUUGCACAACUGUGAUUACUCUGACCUAUUACAUGGGAUCACUUUGUUUAAAACAAACCAUUAAAGGACUUUGCUUGGUGUAAUUACAAGUACAAGUUGUGUUUGGAAGGAAAAUUAUCCAAUGCUUGAAAUUUUGCUUGCACAGAAUUUGGGCUGUGAAAUGAGAAACUUUAUGGCUCCAAAGUUGCAAAAAUGUUGUUUUCAGAAGCAUUCCUCUUUCUUUCCCUCUUUUCAUUUACAAACAGUUCAUGAAAAAAGGUAAAAAAAAAUAUUUUAUUCCAACUUCAUGGCUUUAUGUAUAAACCCAGAUGAGAAAAAGUUGGGGCAGUUUGGAAAACACAAAUAAAAAAGGGAACGCAAGUAUUCUUACGGUUACUUUGACUUUUUAAUUCUUUGCAGUCAGUUUUAACCCAAAUUAUUUUAAACGUUUCUCUGAUUAACUUAUUUAAAUUUAGUAAUAUACAUGCAUUUUUGUAUUCCAGCCCUGCAACACAUUUUGGAUACAUUUAGACAGUAAACCUUUUUAGCACUUUAUAACAUUCUUUCACACAAUGCUGGAAGGCAAGUCAAGGUGCGUUUAUUUGUUUAGCACAUUUCAGCAACAAGGCAAUUCAAGGUUCUUUACAUAAUAAAAAAAGUGGCCAUCUAUGCUGCUCAAAGACUCAUAGAUAUUUCAUUAGUUCAAGUUCUCAUUACAAUCACAUGUUGAUGUCACCUGUUUGAUGUAACACCAAAAAUAGAAAUGCAAAAAUUGAUGUACAUGAAGAGUAUCUGUGUAGUUGUCAUUAUUUUCUGAUUUGGGGUUUCAACUUCUGACUGCACCAAAUUCUCUCUCAAACAUUUUCACUGUGACUGAAGAGUGAUGGGGGUGUGUGGUUCUGUUUGUGUUUGACGGGAGAAAGCAUAAAGUACUUUUUUUAGUUCUCA
Molecule: messenger RNA, 2390 nt
Organism: Cololabis saira (Pacific saury)
Lineage: Eukaryota; Metazoa; Chordata; Actinopteri; Beloniformes; Belonidae
Gene: shpk
Product: sedoheptulokinase
Exons: 7
Coding region: 38-1417 (459 amino acids)
Biological process (GO): carbohydrate metabolic process; cellular response to lipopolysaccharide
Cellular component (GO): cytosol
Molecular function (GO): sedoheptulokinase activity
Source: RefSeq, a predicted model, not a curated record